Molecule: messenger RNA, 6120 nt
Organism: Scleropages formosus (Asian bonytongue)
Lineage: Eukaryota; Metazoa; Chordata; Actinopteri; Osteoglossiformes; Osteoglossidae
Gene: lrrc9
Product: leucine rich repeat containing 9
Exons: 33
Coding region: 190-4698 (1502 amino acids)
Molecular function (GO): protein binding
Source: RefSeq, a predicted model, not a curated record
ACCCGGGCGCCCCCUGCUGACCAAUGACUAUCGGGAUAUUUUAACGGGCGCUAGAGGGCGUCCGAUUUCCAAGAUGGUUCCCUAGCAACGGUGACGCGAUCUUCCUAAACACAGCAGAGGACACGCUGAGCACUUCACUCGAGCCGAACCAUUGUGAAUUUUGAAAAGAAAAGAAACAGAAGAGAAAUCAUGACACAGAGUGAAAAGCAGAGAUACAACAGUGGUGAUGAAGAAAUUAUCAAGGAGCUGUGCGCAGCCAACGGAGUGUCCUAUGAGAAGGUGAUGCAGGACAGAAGUGCCCUAUCCUGUGUGGAGAUGUUUUUCUCAGGGUUCCCCCGCAUGGUGGGUCUUUCCCUCUUCCCCCACUUGACUCAACUCAUUGUGGUGGACCAGAGCGUGGACUGCAUCCAGGGGCUGGAGUCCUGUCCCCUGCUUCAGGAGCUCUGGGUAGUGGAAUGCCAGCUGACAGAAAUCUGUGGCCUCCAGCCUUGUGUCCAGCUGCAGAAGCUGUACCUUUAUGAUAACAAUAUCAGCAGGAUUGAGAACCUGGAGGUACUGGAAAACUUAGAGGUUUUGUGGCUCAACAACAAUCACAUUUCUGUCAUUGAGGGUCUGAGUUCCCUGCAGAGACUGAAAGAGUUGAACCUUGCUGUCAACGCUAUUGAAACUGUUGGGCACAGUCUUGAUCCUAACACAAAUCUUCAAAACCUGAAUCUGUCGGGAAAUAAAAUCAGCUCUUUUAAGGAGGUGACCUACCUGGUCAGUUUGCCUGACCUGAAGGAGCUUUCGUUGAAAGACCCCCAGUCCCCCCCCAACCCUGUGUGUAUGCUGUGCAACUAUGCCACUCAUGUUCUCUACCACCUGCCUAACCUUCAGAGGCUGGACACCUAUGACGUCUCAAGCAGGCUCAUCAAGGACACAGUGGAGUCAACUGUGAUGAAGAAGAUGAUGUACUACAACAUGCGGGUGAGGCUGGCCCAUCGACAGUUGGCGGAGACGCAGGCCCAGCUGCUAGAGCACAAGAAGAAGCUACAAAAGCUUCCACAGGAAUAUAUCAGAGCCCUCAGCUGCACGCUCAAGCACCUGGAGUAUGAGCUGGCAGAGGUGCAGGCAUCGCCCAAGAAAGUGGCCCCGUGGUGGGAGGAAAGCCCGUCCCCAUCGGCCGAGGGCUCGGGCGACUGCUUCGACACAUCUGUCGGUAUGGACCCGGAUCCUGGCAGAGAGCACAAACUACGGUUGAAGGCGGAGGCCGUGAAGAGCAGGCUGAGACUGUGGAUGUGGCGUUUGGAAGAGUUGGAGACCUACUAUCACCAGGCGCUUGACCUGGCCACCAAGAGGAAGGAACUGAUGGUGCACUUUUUGGUGACGGAGCUGGAGACAGUGGGGAAUAUUCGCUUUGAAGAAGGCUGCUCUGCCGACCCCUGGUUCACCUCCUGCUGUGACCUCAUCCAGUCGAGGUUCUGCACCCGCGACUACAAAGUGCACGGAAUCGCCGGGGUCCAGGUCACCCGCAUCAUCCGGGUGCACAACCGCGCCCUUCGGCUGCGCUUUGAGGAAAAGCUGCACACCUUGCUUAAUAGCGUGGAGUUCUCCCUUUCCCAGAACUACAAGCGCUGGCUGGAGUACCUAUUCUAUGUGCCAGACCCAGAGCACUCCAGUGGGGGGAACGAAUUCCUGCAGGUUCCUGUGGAAGGCUUUCAGCCGGCAUCUGCGUAUAAGGCUCUGGGGAGAGUGGGGGCCGUGGAACUGUCCAACAGCCUGAGUGUGAGCGACAAGCACGUGCUAGAGAACAUGCAGAACCAAGCGAAAGCCGAAGGAAUAAAGAGUAUAAAUCCCACAUCUCCUCUACACAGCCAGGUUAUCGUGGCCAAGGUGUUCCUGGGCGUAAGCCUUCCAGCGCAGGAGGGGAUGGAGAUAGAACCUGAGAACUACCUCAAGGCCCAUUCUGUGUACCGCAGUGUUACGACAGAAUCCUGCAUCGGCAUAGAAUGCUCCCGCUCCUCUAACCUCCAGAGCAAUUGCGAGUGCGGCCUCCGCCAGAGACAGUGGUUUGUGUUCGACCGUGACCUCGUCCUUCCGGAGUAUUUGGUGGACUUGGAGUACAUCAUGCAGGAUCGAGGCCACACUUUGCCCAACGAGGACCUCCCCCAGUUCACGUAUGACAUUAGCCGGGAUGAGGAAGUUCUUAACAUGGAGCCUGCAGUCAAGCCACGGCCCAAAAUGCUGAGCUUGGAUGAAAAGACCGUUCUGUCUGUGGCCCGGGCCAACGUACUGAGCCAGAUCACUGUCCUGAACCUUCAUGACAACAGCCUGAGCAAGCUGAAGGAGAUCUCAUGCUUGACAGCCCUUCGGCGCUUGACCAUCAGCUUCAAUGACUUCACGCACUUGGACGACAUCUCACAUAUGCCCAGUCUAGAAUUUGUGGAUGCCGGCUAUAAUCGGAUCUGCACCCUGGAGGGGCUUCGCGGCAUGGUCCGGCUGCAGCACUUGGACCUUCGUUGGAACCAGCUGAGCCGUGCCCGCGAGGAAGCAACGCUCCUGCGCAAACAUGCCCCCUCCCUGCUCCGCCUGGACCUCCGCUACAACCCCUGGCACAGACCCAGAGAGGUGCGGAGCACGGUACUGGGGCGUCUGAGGACCCUCACUCACCUGGAUGAGCAGCUGGUGACUGAGGAGGAGACCACCAUAGCUGUGCAGAUUGCAACAGGCUCCAGGAUCAACCAGGCCUCCGUCCUGGCUCACUCUCGGACCGAUAGCGAGAAACCGCGCAGCCUCAGCCUUCUCCCUGUAGCACAGCUUCUGACACAGUCCAGGCCAAACCCCUGGGAUCUUAGUACUGGACCAGAACCCGGCUGGACUUCAAAGAUAACUGCCCUCAACCUGGACAACCAACGCCUCUCUAGGCUGGUCAGCCUAGGUCAUCUGGCCAACCUGCGUUGGGCUUCCUUCAAUAACAACGAAAUAAGCAAAGUGGAGGGUCUGGAAGCCUGCCAGUACCUGGAGGAACUGUCCCUGAAUAACAACUCUAUCUCUAAGCUGGAAGGCGUGUCGAAGCUCCAUCGUCUGAUAAGGCUGAGCUUGAAUGGCAACCAGCUGACCAGCCUGGAUGGGGCUAUACUGGAAAAUCUGCCCAACCUGCACUUCCUCUCUGCGGAGAACAACUGCAUCAGCUCCCUGCACGGCAUCCAGUGUGCUCGCUCACUUUUUGAGCUCUACGUGGGCAACAACUGUAUCGGUGCAACUCGAGACAUCUACCACCUGAAGGCCCUGGCAAACCUGAUUAUUCUAGAUCUAUAUGGGAAUCCACUGGUUUCCAAACAAGAGAACUACAGGAUUUACGUGGUGUUCCACUUGCCUUCCCUCAAGGCGUUGGAUGGAGUGGCAGUGGAGACGUCGGAGCGCGAAAACGCCAGGGACGUAUUUGGCGGACGCCUGACACCGGAUGUGGUAGCAGAGAAGCUGGGACACUCCAACUACUCGGACAUCACCGAGCUGGACCUUCAGUCCUCCUCUAUCAGGAUGGUGGACCUGGCUCCAGUUGACCUGUUCAACCAUCUAUACACAAUCAACCUGGAGCACAAUAAUCUCACCUCCUUCAGCGGUCUCAUCUACCUGGCCAACGUCAAGGUUUUGUAUUUGAACCACAACCACAUCGAGUCUAUCUUGCCCAGGAAUAAGGCUCCGACUCACCAGACGGGCCGGCAGGCACUCUACCACAAAGUCACCUCCAGCGGCUAUGGGCAGCAGGGGCCAAAUGCGGCCAACAGGGAGCCUGGAUCUGGCACCCUGGAGCCACUCAUGGAGAGCUUGGAGGUGCUGCAUCUGGGCUACAACGGCAUCUCCGGCCUGGCUGAUCUGCAGCUGAGCAGGUUCCCCAACCUGACAGCCCUCUUCCUCCAAGGCAACGAUAUCCGCCAGGUGGAGGGCCUGGAGGGCCUGCAGCAGCUCCAGGAGCUGGUCCUCGACCACAACCGCAUCAAGGCCCUGAGCGAGGGCUCCUUCUGCAGCCAGGCCGCCCUCCUGGAGCUGCGUCUCGCAGAGAACCGGCUGCGCGAGCUCAACCACCUGCAGCCGCUCGUCCAGCUGCGCAGGCUCUUCCUGGACCUGAACAAGCUCCAGGACCUGUCCGAGAUUGACAAGCUGGAGGAGCUGCCUUCUCUGGUCGAGCUGUCUGUGAUGGGGAACCCAGUGGCGAGGCGGUCCCUGCACCGGCCUGCCGUGGUGCUGCGUCUGACCGGGCUUCAGGUGCUGGAUGGUCUGCCGGUCACCAUGGAGGAGCGGACCCAGGCUGAGCUGCAGUGCAUUGAGGCGCAAUGCAGCAUCGCCAGCACCGCCACCUUCGACCUGAGCGUCCCCGGUCUCCUGCCGCUCUUGUCCCGGCCUAUGCCCCCGCGGGGCGCCGGUCUGGCCUUGGGCCUCCAGCACAUUCUGACCUCUGACAUCCUGUUGCCCUGCCACCUGGAUGAGACGCACGACACCAAAUACAGGAAGCAGAGGCACAGCGGUGGGAUGGCGCACUGCCACACCCGCAAUCUGCAGGCUGAGUUGGCCUACCGCAAGGCCAGAGGGACAGGGGGCGUCGUGUCCACCACUGCCUUUCUCUCCAACGGACAACGGGUCCUCCUGUCCUACCCCACUCACCAGGAGCACGACGGCAGGUUUCAGAGUCAGAGUGCUCCCAAGCCUCCUCACAUGUAGCAUCGCUACGGUGCGGGUGGAACCGAAGGAGGGGCGAUAAAACGGUGAAACAAGAACCCGUGCCCUGCUUCGCUGCGGAGCCAAUGCAACUUCAGCGGUGGACAACAUUCAGACCAUCCGUUAGAAAAAAAACUUGAUUUCUUUUUGUGAUAUUCCACCCUGCGCGAGUACAAUCAGCUCCUACGCUAAAAAAGACAUUACCAAAACAAGGAAGGGUUCAGCACGGCGGCGAAUCGCUUCGAGACCCAGGCUGCUCCGUAGAGACAAUGGACACAGCCUCAGUUUGUACAGAGGAACGUAGCGAUGAUGUGAUGACUGGAAAAUGGGCCGCGUGGCCGCAGAUGUCGGCCGGUUUGUGCCGCUGGGUCAGAAGGAGCCUCUGACGGCGGACAGCCCCGCUUCAGAGCACCUGUCCGAGGACCGUAAUCGACUCGACGUUCACAGGGGGGCAGGCGGCUCUGCCGGAAUCCGAAAGGUUCGCCAUGACCAUCCUGUGAUCAUUUGUCAUUUAUUUUGUGUUUUGCACUACGCUAACCGGGUUGUAUUACAUUAAAUACGCAUCGUACUAACCGCUUCGUGUCGUGCUUAGUCGACUCGGUUGUGCACCGCAUGCCCUGUUUCGGGCGGUUGAAGGCUGACGGUGCACCAGUGUUUUAUUUCUGAGGAGCUGACGGUUCCCUGAAGCCCUUCGGCUGCGCCUGUGGGAUGCAGAAGGACCUUAUGCGCUGCUUCCGAACUUGCAGACGAGGGGAUGCGGACAGAGGACCGCAGCAGGCCGCAGCGUGGGCAACAGCAAUGGAACGGAGGACCAACGCACGUGUCCGUGACGGGAUGCGCUCUGACUAGUUAUGCUAGAAGGAAUCAUUGUCGGAGUUGAAAAUGCCCCGUUGAGAGAUUUUAUUACCUUAUUUGAUAAUAUAUAUGCUUUUGUUGGCCUGUGUUGCAUGGUGACUGCAUGCAUCACUCUGUCCUGGCAUCUCUCUUUUGUUGAGUGUCUCGCAAUGGGUAUUGGAAGCACUCCCGGGAUGAGCGUAAGACUGAAACUUUUUUUUUUUUCCAUAACUUCUGACCACUAAUGCCAGAUUAGUAUUCAUUUUUCGUUACGGUGGAGACAAACUCAUGUGAAUUGUCCUGAUUAAAUGUAAUAUAAUGUAUGUGCCUUGGUAGGAAAGUGAGCAACCACUAGUAUUUAGUAAAGGCCUUCUUUUAGACCUGAAAAAAUUUUUUUUUUUUUUUUUUUUUUUUGACAGAAUCAUCUUUUUAAGUUCGUGUCUUCAUUUGCAUUUUGAAUUUCCUGUGUCCUUGCUAAGAUUUUCUCAAGCGCUUGUGUUGUUUUAUCUUGUAACUUCAAAUGUGUAUUUGCUCAUUCUUUAACCUUGCGCGGAGGGGGCACGGUGGCGCGGUGACGCAGUGGGUUGGACC